CGGGAUUAGCAAAACAGUUCAGAGAUGCGGAUAUCUCUUUGGUCACCUCUGAAUACAGUCGCUGUUAGCUCCUUCCAUCCGUUGGAUAGUGUUGCUCUACUGUACGAGCUCUGAUAGUUAUUUCGGCCUGUUAGUUGAGAAUUUUAACAUCCCUGGUUUUCAAUGGAGCUGGAAAACGGACUCGCCUGAGCUAGCUAGCGUCUCAGAAGGCUCGACGACAUAAUAGACGGUGCCGCUGCUGAGAACGCGGUGUGCUCGUCCUGACAGAUCAACCCAGGUGUCACCCAAUAUACUACCACUAUUUUUCGGAGAGUAUCUUCGAUCCGUCGUAUCUUUCACUGUUGCUUUCGUUGUGUAAUGACCUGCUUUCAUCGUGAAAUGUAGCAGCAUAUAGCGGCUUGGCCGGUCCCCAGUGUCUCCGCAGCGUUAGCAGAGCACUGCUCUCACUGCGCUGGCUAAAAAUACCACUUUAAGGUUCCCCUUCUCACUGCGCCUCCAAAAGUGCUGGACUAGUCCCCGUUGGACUUGUCUUUUCUGGUCACCUUGCUCGGAGUUUGCCACUCUACAUGGUCUCUACAGUGAAUUUGAGACGACUGGAAGAGCGAGUCGGACCCAGAGGUUGUGAGCCGAGCUGGUCUGAUCUAACAUUAAAUCGUACCAGCUGCUGGGCUUCGGUUUUCCAAGGGAACGACACUCGGCUUUGGUUGAUCUGUAGCCGAGGAUCAUUCUGCCCCGAUGGCCUUUUCCUGUCAGAAUUAGCAGUAUAGCUUGGUGCAGCCCAGGUACCAAAACUUUGUAAGGGUCAGAGACAAACGCUUCGUUUCCACUGUGUACAGUCUGAGUUUGGGGAGGCAGACUUCAUCUGUCCGAAGUACAACACCAUGUCGGAGGAUAACAACGCAGACAAAUUCAUCAAGGAGACAUCAAUUCUGGAUGAGUACAACAUAAACUGGACACAGAAACUGGGAGCUGGCAUCAGUGGACCUGUCAGAGUUUGUGUGAAGAAGUCAACUCAGGAACGCCUGGCCCUGAAGAUCCUUAUUGAUCGCCCCAAGGCCAGAAAUGAGGUGCGUCUUCAUAUGAUGUGUGCCAAUCACCCAAACAUAGUGCAAAUCCUGGAAGUUUAUGCCAACAGUGUUCAGUUCCCUCAUGAAUCCAGCCCAAGAGCGAGGCUCCUGAUCGUUAUGGAAAUGAUGGAGGGUGGCGAGCUGUUCCACAGAAUCAGUCAGCACAGGCACUUUACUGAAAAGAUGGCCAGUCAGGUCACCAAACAGAUCAGCCAAGCAUUGCAGCAUUGUCACUCUCUAAAUAUUGCACAUCGUGACCUGAAGCCAGAGAACCUUCUCUUCAAAGAUAACUCUCUGGAUGCACCUGUGAAGUUGUGUGACUUUGGCUUUGCCAAAAUAGACCAAGGAGACUUGAUGACCCCUCAGUUUACUCCUUACUACGUAGCACCUCAGGUUCUUGAGGCUCAAAGAAGACACCAGAAGGAAAAGUCUGGAAUUAUACCUACCUCACCCACUCCUUACACCUAUAACAAGAGCUGUGACUUGUGGUCUCUUGGUGUGAUUAUCUAUGUAAUGCUGUGCGGCUACCCUCCGUUCUACUCCAAGCAUCACAGUCGCACCAUCCCAAAGGACAUGAGGAAGAAGAUUAUGACAGGCAGCUUUGACUUUCCCGAAGAUGAGUGGAGUCAGAUCUCCGAGAUGGCCAAGGACAUUGUACGCAAACUGCUGAAGGUGAAGCCAGAGGAGAGGCUGACAAUUGAGGGAGUCUUGGCUCAUCCUUGGCUCAACUGCACUGAGGCCCUUGACAACGUGCUGCCUUCCGCACAGAUGAUGAUGGACAAAGCGGUAGUUGCAGGGAUCCAGCAGGCCCACGCUGAGCAGCUGGCCAACAUGAGAAUUCAGGAUCUGAACGUCAGCCUGAAGCCCCUAAACUCCGUCAACAACCCGAUCCUCAGGAAGCGGAAACUGCUAGGCCCCAAGCCCAGCGACAGUUUCUUCAUUCAUGACCCAGAAAACGGAGGGGAAGACUCCAACGUAGCGCUGGAAAAAUUACGAGAUGUCAUUGCACAGUGUAUACUACCACAAGCUGGAGAGAAUGAGGAUGAGAAGCUGAAUGAGGUGAUGUAUGAAGCCUGGAGGUUCAACAGAGACUGUAAGCUGCUGAGGGAUGGCCUGCAGGGGCUCAGUUGGGAUGGACGAGCCUUCUCCGAUAAAGUCGACCGCUUGAAGUUGGCUGAAAUUGUGAAACAGGCCAUUGAAGAGAAGACGAAUCUCCAAGAAUCUCAUUAGCAGAUGCUGUCUUUCUAUCUUCUUUUUAUAUUGUUUGUUAUUACCCUUUUUAACUCAUAUCUGUAAAGAGACUUUUUUUUAAAUGUAUAAAAAAAUGGCUAAUUUUGUUUUUCAGAAAUUCACUUGCAAGACCUAUUGAUGACCUACUGCAAGAGCUAUUGUACAGCUGUAGAUAUAUUUCAAAGAGGACUCAUUGGUACUAUAAUUUUUUUUUUUAAUGGAUUCUUGCAAAGUACAUGGGGAGAAAAAAAAUGACUAUAUUUUCAUUUUUGCAAAAAAAAAAAAGCAAAACAAAAAAAAAAAGGAGAAAAUCUGUGAAAGAAAUUAUUUUCUGGGAGGGAAUUUUUAUUAGCUGCUUGUCCAGCUUAUCCAAGAUGUCAUGUGUUUUAUCCCAGUUAUUUCAUUUAAUUUUAUCAUAUUUUAUUUUAACCUUCCUAAGAAAUGUAUUUAUUUAAACAAAGUUCCAUUAUUUUAUACCUUACUCGUGGCUUGAUAGUGGGGCCCUAAAAGUUGAGAGAAGCUGUCUACAGUGGGAAUUUGUUCUUCCACACAUGUUCAGAAUCUUACAUUAGAGAUAAAUUAUAUAAACCUUUGUUUUUAUUUUUAUUUUUUUGUUGUUGUUUCGUGCAUCUUUUUCUCAACCUUCUUGUUGUUUAGAGGUCAGUGAAGAAGUGUCAUAAAACAGAAAAAUGCAGCCUCAAAUUUGCUCAUUUUUUCACAGCCUCAGCUAGAUUAAUGUACGUUACACAAUCUCUUCUUUCAGCUCAUACCAACAAACUGAUGACUCUCAGCCUCUGAAGUCUGUGGCUUUUUAUAUUUCUGCCCAGUUCUGACAGUUUUGAUGGAAGUCCAGUGUUUAUUUGAAGUUGUUUAUCUGUGUAACUGACGCAGUCUCAGCUGCUCUGACGUAACGGUUGUAUCUGCUGGAAUUUAGACCUGCAUAGUUAAUAUUUGAACUCUUUCCUAGUAGUAAGCCCUGGUGUUUUUGGUCCAGUGUGGUCUUGUAUGCCCAGAUCAGAUCAGAUCAGGGAGAAGGACUGUUAGAAUUUCAGUGUCAUAACUUGAUGUUCAGCUGAAUGUGCAAUAGGGGGAAUAAUGUGAUCGUGUAUUAAUUUCCCAUGCAUGUACAUAGUGAGACCAUAUGUAUCUAAUGUGUCAGUAUUACUGUUUAACAGAGGCCUUCUCUACUCCAUUUCAGUGGUUUGAAUACCCAGAAAUGUUCCCUACCCUUCAUUCAUCCUCACCCUUUCGAUCUAAUUAAUAUCAUAUCAUUGACUGGCCAGAGUGAAAUCUUCACUAACCUGUUUUACUCUAGUGGUCUGCUCAUAUCUAACAAUAAUAUCUUUAAAGAGGUGUUUGAAAAAAAGGAUUCCUCUCAAGGUGUUUGAAUGGGGCCACACUGAGUCUGCUGAACAGCUAAAAAUGCACAUUUUCUUUGUUUAGAUUAUUUCUGAACUCAUUCUGUUUGUUUUUUAAAAAAAAAACAAACUCAUCUGUCUUGAAAUUCUCUAUUUGAAGUUUUUUUUUGUUUUUUUUUUAACAGAACUUUUUUGUGAACAUAAAUUCCUGUUGAGAUUACUGCAUUCACUAUAUUAUCUUCUUCAAAAAAGUGUUUCUUCUGAGUAAUUUGCAAACACUGGUGCAAUAUAUCGUCGCUGUCCAGCGUAUCUGUGCUCUGAUUUUUUUUUUUUUGCUGUCGUCAGAUUGCAUUAUCAUAAAAAAAAUGCAUCAUUUCAGUCUGUUUUUUUUUUUUUUUGCAAUCAUCUUCAUAUAUUUGUAAGCUGGUAUUUUUCCACACCAUUCAAAACUGACAUGAAGAAAAAGUGGAAGUCUUCCUUUUUAUGUCUGCAUUUCUAAUUUAGGUAAAGUUGGCCUUUGAGGUCAUUUUCACUGUUUCUUCGUUCCCCUUAAAGCUUAAUGAUAACCACAGCUUGUGUUUAAAAAGGCCUUAUUUUAAGUUUUACUCUCAAAUGUGCCUUGUUUGAAAGGGCGGCAUCUCCAUCCUUUACUUACAUAGAAAUAAAUCACAGGAAUUAGGAGAAACUUCUGGCUGGCUUAAUUUCAUAUGAAGAUGUGAAGGUUAUGGAUGUGUAUUUGGAAACAUUUGUUGAAAUUAAAGUAGCACCAUAUUUAGUAUAAAAAAAAAAAGUGUCCUUUUAAAACAAUUUAUUUUGGUUUUUUUUUAAUACAACUAAAAGAUUAGAGUAGCUGGACAGUUUGUACAGUAGUACAGUGCUCCACUGGCUAUGUUUACAAAGCAACAAAUUCUGCUCACGGACACCUCUAUAAUUAAAAUGCAUCUUGUAUCUGAGCUGUAUUAAAAAUAAAAGUUUAAAAACUGAAUUUCGCCUUUCCAUAGGGGAUUAAUUUUAAGCGUUGUAGACCAUUUGUGUAAUGAAUACGCUCAGCUGGUCUCUUGCAGUGGUCUGAACCACACAAAUGUCACUGAAAAUGGGGAACUGUGUGUUUGUCCAUUUUAAAACAAGGGUGUCAAACUUAUUUUAGCUCAUAAAUGACAUACAGCUCAGGCGGUCCAGAUAAUUGUCCCCCUUUCUUUUAGUAUAGAGAGGUUUCAGUACAUUCACGAAAUGGUUACAGUUAAUGAUCUAUUUAUGGAACUGAUGAUGCACAGACUGAGAUGUCUUUAAGAAAAACGACACGUCUGUUUUUCCACAUUCAGGCUGGUGAUGAUUCAGAUAUAUGAUAAUACUUUUGUAGCUAGUUACUCUGAACAGCUUGUUUACUGGUGCAAAACAAAGUGAAAAGCCUAAAAUUGAUUUCUCCUUUGCAAAUUUAACACUGCAAAGUUUUGUAGUGGGGCUGAUUGGACUCUGGCAGGGGACCAUGUGUUUGACACCCCUGCUUUAAAAAAAGG
Archocentrus centrarchus (flier cichlid) is the source of this 5172-nucleotide messenger RNA. It is a transcript of the gene mapkapk5, whose product is annotated as MAPK activated protein kinase 5. Gene Ontology annotation, molecular function: protein kinase activity; ATP binding. Gene Ontology annotation, biological process: protein phosphorylation. The transcript has 14 exons. The coding region runs from base 882 to 2297 and encodes 471 amino acids. The record is from RefSeq and is a predicted model, not a curated record. NCBI's taxonomy places the organism in Eukaryota, Metazoa, Chordata, Actinopteri, Cichliformes, Cichlidae.